Messenger RNA from Mandrillus leucophaeus (drill), 2040 nucleotides. RefSeq names its product solute carrier family 6 (neurotransmitter transporter), member 11 (gene SLC6A11). NCBI's taxonomy places the organism in Eukaryota, Metazoa, Chordata, Mammalia, Primates, Cercopithecidae. Gene Ontology annotation, cellular component: plasma membrane. The annotation marks the transcript as partial. Gene Ontology annotation, molecular function: gamma-aminobutyric acid:sodium:chloride symporter activity. Gene Ontology annotation, biological process: sodium ion transmembrane transport; neurotransmitter transport. The transcript is spliced from 14 exons. The record is from RefSeq and is a predicted model, not a curated record.
CCCGCGCGCGACCCGCGCGACAAGCGCGACAAGGCGGUCCACGAGCGCGGCCACUGGAACAACAAGGUUGAGUUCGUGCUGAGCGUGGCCGGGGAGAUCAUUGGGCUGGGCAACGUGUGGCGCUUCCCCUACCUGUGCUACAAGAACGGAGGAGGGGCAUUCCUGAUUCCCUACGUGGUGUUUUUUAUUUGCUGUGGAAUUCCUGUUUUUUUCCUGGAGACAGCUCUGGGGCAGUUCACAAGUGAAGGUGGCAUUACGUGUUGGAGGAAAGUUUGCCCUUUAUUUGAAGGCAUUGGCUAUGCAACGCAGGUGAUUGAGGCCCAUCUGAAUGUGUACUACAUCAUCAUCCUGGCAUGGGCCAUUUUUUACCUGAGCAACUGCUUCACUACUGAGCUACCCUGGGCUACCUGUGGGCAUGAGUGGAACACAGAGAAUUGUGUGGAGUUCCAGAAACUGAAUGUGAGCAACUACAGCCAUGUGUCUCUGCAGAAUGCCACCUCCCCCGUCAUGGAGUUUUGGGAGCGCCGGGUCUUGGCCAUCUCCGAUGGGAUCGAGCACAUCGGGAACCUUCGCUGGGAGCUGGCCUUGUGUCUCCUGGCAGCCUGGACCAUCUGUUACUUCUGUAUCUGGAAGGGGACCAAGUCUACAGGAAAGGUUGUAUACGUGACCGCAACAUUCCCCUACAUCAUGCUGCUGAUCCUCCUGAUACGAGGGGUCACAUUGCCUGGGGCCUCGGAGGGCAUCAAGUUCUACUUGUACCCUGACAUCUCCCGGCUCUCCGACCCGCAGGUCUGGGUAGAUGCUGGAACGCAGAUCUUUUUCUCCUAUGCCAUUUGCCUGGGCUGUCUGACCGCUCUGGGAAGUUAUAACAAUUAUAACAACAACUGCUACAGGGACUGCAUCAUGCUCUGUUGCCUGAACAGUGGCACCAGCUUCGUGGCUGGAUUUGCCAUCUUCUCAGUCCUGGGUUUUAUGGCGUACGAGCAGGGGGUACCCAUUGCUGAGGUGGCAGAGUCAGGCCCUGGCCUGGCCUUUAUUGCGUACCCCAAGGCGGUCACCAUGAUGCCUCUCUCCCCGCUGUGGGCCACCUUGUUCUUCAUGAUGCUCAUCUUCCUAGGCCUGGACAGCCAGUUUGUGUGUGUGGAAAGCCUGGUGACUGCCGUGGUGGACAUGUACCCCAAGGUCUUCCGGAGGGGUUACCGGCGGGAGCUGCUCAUCCUAGCCUUGUCUGUUAUCUCCUAUUUUCUGGGCCUCGUGAUGUUAACGGAGGGUGGCAUGUACAUCUUCCAGCUCUUUGACUCCUAUGCUGCCAGUGGGAUGUGCCUUCUCUUCGUGGCCAUCUUUGAGUGCAUCUGCAUUGGCUGGGUGUAUGGAAGCAACCGGUUCUAUGAUAACAUUGAAGACAUGAUUGGCUACCGGCCACCGUCGCUCAUUAAGUGGUGCUGGAAGAUCGUGACCCCUGGGAUCUGUGCGGGGAUCUUCAUCUUCUUCUUGGUCAAGUACAAGCCACUCAAGUACAACAACGUCUACACCUACCCAGCCUGGGGCUAUGGCAUUGGCUGGCUCAUGGCCCUGUCCUCCAUGCUCUGCAUCCCGCUCUGGAUCUGCAUCAAGGUGUGGAAGACACAGGGGACACUGCCCGAGAAACUUCAGAAGUUGACGACCCCCAGCACAGAUCUGAAAAUGCGGGGCAAGCUUGGGGUGAGCCCACGGAUGGUGACAGUUAAUGACUGUGAUGCCAAACUCAAGAGCGACGGGACCAUUGCAGCCAUCACAGAGAAGGAGACGCACUUCUGAGCGGCCGCCAGCCACCUGGGGCUCUUCUUCCUUUCUUCCCCCCAUGUCUGUAAAUGAAUUCCUGAACCCCAUGCUUCACCUAAUGGUAGGGGCUUGCUUGUUUUGCACAGGAUUUAUUAACAAGUUAAUUUUAAGGUGGCCACUGUACACUGCUCUAAAGUCAUAUCCCCUCCCCGCCCCCAGUCAUCAUGGAAGUAACCACUACAAAGAGAUAACACUGUACAGUGACUGCCAGAUCUUCUG